Messenger RNA from Saprolegnia parasitica CBS 223.65, 2982 nucleotides. RefSeq lists its product as hypothetical. NCBI's taxonomy places the organism in Eukaryota, Oomycota, Saprolegniomycetes, Saprolegniales, Saprolegniaceae. Gene Ontology annotation, cellular component: cytoplasm. The record is from RefSeq and is a predicted model, not a curated record. Gene Ontology annotation, molecular function: glycerophospholipase activity; phosphatidylinositol binding; metal ion binding. Bases 1 to 2982 code for a protein of 993 amino acids. The transcript has 10 exons.
AUGACCGGGGCCGUCGACACGCCGGCGCUGGAGGACUUCCGCGCGCUCAUGGAGGAGGUGGCAUCGAGCGCGGCCGCCGCCCUGUGCAGCGACGCCGUCGCGAGCACCAAGGACGCGCUCGAAGAGUGCAGCCUCGCCGUGGCGCAUGCGCUCCAGUGUCUCGUCGUGCGCCUGCAGAGCGACGACAUGUGCUCGCCCAGCGACGACGAGCCGAGCGACGUGGCAUCGUCGCCGACGACCGGCAUCUACCCGGCGGACGCCGUCGCCGAGUCUAGCCUUAGCAGCGAGUCGGACGAGGUGACCGAAGAGGACGACGAAGGCGAGGAGGACGACGACGAUGACGACGAAACGGAAGAAGAGGACGCCGUCACGGACGUCGUGCCUGUCUACGGCGUCGAGGCCGCCAACUUGAACGAGCUUGUCGUGAGUCGCAUGGAAGCCGCGCUGGCCGACGCGGCCAAGUUUGCCGAGUUCAAGCAGCAGGCGAUGGAGUUUGGCACGAACCGGCAGUCGGCGCUCGCCUUUUACGCGUACCUCGAGACGAUCAUGACGGACGCACUGGUUGACGAGUUCAUUUUGGACUUUGCACGGCUCUUGGCCAACGACGAGCAGCGACUGAGCCUCCUCCGCGCCCAUGCCGCGUGCUUGCAUCUGCGGCACCAGCAAAAGCGACACGAAGCCAAGAAGCACAUCAAGCCGCCUCGCAAAACGUCCAUGGCGUCGUCCUGCGGCACCGAGGCCGACGACUACUUCCCGCCCGAGGUCCACCUCAGCACUGUGAACCACCUCAUGUUUAUCAUCCACGGGAUUGGCCAGCACGGCGAUUUCAAGGAGGGCGAGCGCAAGAACUGGGACGGGACGCCGGGCACGAUGGGUGACAACUACAUCUUCCGAGACCUCUUCCGCGCUCUGCAAGAGACCCACUUUAAGGAGGUCCCGAUUGCGCUUGAGAUGCAGUCGAUCGAGUGGCACGAAGAGCUGCACGAACCCACGGGCGUCGACGCGGUCUUUGAUAUCAUUUGCCCCGAAGGCUCGUCCGGCAUUCGCCAAUUCAACAAGGAGACGUUCAUGGACCUGCUCUACUACCUCUCGCCGCAGUACGGUCAGAUCAUUGUCGACUCGGUCACGGAGCAGCUCAACUCCAAGUACAAAAUCUUCAAGCAAGAGCACCCGGGCUGGAACGGCAAGGUGUCGAUCUUUGGGCACUCGCUCGGAUCGGUCAUCACGUACGACAUUCUCACACACAGCGCGGGUCAAGUCGCCAAGAACGGCGUCAAGUUCAAAGGCCUCGAUUUCGACGUUGAGAAUUUCUUCGGUGCCGGGUCGCCAGUGCCCGUCAUGAUUCUCUCGCGCGGCGACUUGGAUCUGACGGACGGCAAGUUUACGCCCGGUAUCAAAAUGCCCAACUGCAAGCACUACUUCAACAUCUUCCACCCGAUCGACCCGAUCGCUUACCGCGUCGAGCCCCUCAUCCAUCCCGACAUGCACGAAAAGCCACCCGUUCAGCUCAUCCCCGCGCAAUCGUGCAAAGGCCUCGGGUUUGCCAAGAUGCAGGAGAUGCUCGAGCGCAUUACGCCGCCGGCCGGUGGGUUUCAGUCGCGCAUCGACUAUGUCAUGCGCCGGCGCAAGCGCGAAGGCGUCAUCGAGCUCGCGUACGCGGCAGGGUCGCACUCGUCGUACUGGGACAGCGAGGACGUCGUGCUCUUGUGUCUCCUUCAAAUCUGCCGGCCGGUGGCCGAAAAGCUGCGCCGCUACAUGAGUGCGCAGCAGCCGCUGCCGACGCUCCAGCCGCGCAACGUUGUGCCCAUCACGCCGCACUCGCCCGUCCAGCUCGUGACGACCGCCCACGUGCGCGAACGCGCCACGGGCUACUGGCACACGCGCACGCUCCUCCUCGACCACAAGCGCGUGUACGUCAUGAAGACGGUCGAGCACGUUGUCUGUCGGAAGCGCUGGACGCUGCACCUGACGCCCAAGACCUUGGUCGAGUUUGGCGACGACAUCUUUACGCUGCGCCUCGUCCCUGAAGACGCCAAAGUGUCGCACUCGUUCAAGGACGUCGCGACGUCGUUUCUGAGCACGACGGCGUCCAAACUCAACUCGAUUCAAGUGCUCAAAGCGCCGACGACCGACCUCCGGGACGAAUGGCUCGACGCACUGCAACACGCGAUCGACCACCUGCACGCGACGUCGUCUCGGCACGCUGUCGACACGGCGGGCAUGGAUCUCCCGACGGGGACGACCGUCGACUACUUUGGCGCGACCAAGACGAGUCUUCUCGGCGUGCGCACGCAGAAGGCCAAGACGUGGUACGAAGGACAAGGGUUUGCGACACGCUGGUUUGUGCUGCACGCCUCGACGCUCACGUGCUACGAGAAUUGCCCGAAUUUAGUGUCGUUCGCGCACUUUCCGCUGAGUCGGUCGACCGUCUUUGGGUACCCGAAGCGCUGUCUCUUCCGCCUCGUGACGCCCGCUGGCACGUCGAUGGACUUCAAGCUCAAGGACUCGGCCGUCUACGAGCUCUGGCGGGCGCACAUGGCGACCGUCGAGAACGCGCACAUGGUGAUCCAAGACGACAUUGCCGACAAGAGCGCGCCCGUCGUCUCGCUCGAUACGCAGCUGCACACAAAGCACCGGCUCGGCGUCCAGACGUACGUGAUUCUCUCGGACGAGAAAGGCCCGUACGCGGCGUUUGAGAUUCGCAUUUCGAGCAGCGAGAAAGUCACGACGGUCCUCCGACGCUACAACGCGUUCCGGCACCUCCACCGCGAACUGCGGGAAUUGUUCCCGCACGAGCAAAUGCCGCCGCUGCCGCCGACGCGGCUCUGGGCCAAGCUCGAUCCUGUCUACUUGUCGGCCAAAUGCAACGACCUCAACACAUAUCUCACGAGCAUCGAGUCCAUCUGUACGACGACGGCGGCCGCGGCCCUCCUCCAAGCCUUCCUCGAGAAAGACUCUGCGUUCGAGUCGCACCUGCCGUAA